Messenger RNA from Fundulus heteroclitus (mummichog), 4660 nucleotides. RefSeq names its product teashirt zinc finger homeobox 3a (gene tshz3a). The coding region runs from base 470 to 3802 and encodes 1110 amino acids. The record is from RefSeq and is a predicted model, not a curated record. The transcript is spliced from 2 exons. NCBI's taxonomy places the organism in Eukaryota, Metazoa, Chordata, Actinopteri, Cyprinodontiformes, Fundulidae. Gene Ontology annotation, cellular component: nucleus. Gene Ontology annotation, molecular function: DNA-binding transcription factor activity, RNA polymerase II-specific; DNA binding. Gene Ontology annotation, biological process: regulation of transcription by RNA polymerase II.
AGGUGGGCGCCUGAGAGGUGUCCGCCCCUCUCUGAGAAGUAAAGAGUUAACGGAGCGGUGGGUUUGCCCGUUCUCCCGCUGUGAGUGACGCGAUCAUCUCUCUUAUCCCUCAACUUUGCCUGUUGCCAGACCAGGCAGCCGAGGUGGACGCUGGCUAUCGCCGCUGACAUUCUCCGACGCCGAUCGCUCCGACCGAUCACAACAACGCCGACGACGCACAUCCAUGAUCCAUUUCCAGGUUUAUUUAUCCCCCCUCGCUUAACGUUCCCUUCCUUCUGGCGGCGAUGAUUUUUAGUUUCCCUUCCUGUCGGACUCUCCGAUGUUGUGCAGUCUACAGCACGAAGGCGUAAAUCUUUUCCUGAGUAGAGGUGGAUCUUCCCGGAUACGGCAAGGAGGUAGCUGUAUGAAAGAAUAAGAAGAAAAACAAGACAAAAAAAGAAGACUUUUGACGGAAAUCGUCGCGCAGAAAAUGCCACGGAGGAAACAAGAAGCGCCGAAGCGCGCAGCAGCGUAUUCUCCCGAGGAGCUGGCAGAGCAGGCUGUGGAGGAAGCCGAGGCAGGAGAGCAGCCGUCGGUACCGCAGGAUGAUGACCUUCCCAUGAAAGAGGAAUUUGUGGAGCAAAGUGCAGGGACUGCCAAGGAGCAGGCAUGUGACCAGGAAUCAGCUGAGGCUACAGAGCUCUCAGGACAAGAGAUGGACAGCGAGUCACAUGUAAGUGAGGCCAGUGACCGCCUGUCUGACUUCGAGAGCCCCUGCAGAAAAUCAGAAUCCAACAUGGUCCCGGCUUCUUUGAAUCCUGAUGCCAAAACGCCUCCCAUAGGCAUGGACACGUUAGAACAAAUGAAGGCUAUCUACUCAAGUUUCUUGACCAGUCCUCUGUGGUCGCCACUGAACUUGAACUCCACCCAGCUUCAGGAACAGACCUCGGCUUCUACGGAGAAGCCCGCUCGCAGCAACAGCACUAGCAGCAGCAGUAGCUGCAGCAGCAGUAGCUUUGACUGGCAUCAGUCCGCAGUAGCAAAGACCCUACAACAACACCCUCCUCAGAGCCGUCACCCUGCUCCGUCUGAGCCAAGCCUCUUUAGUACGGUCCAGCUUCACAGGCAAAACCCAAAGCUGUUUGGCUCAAUCUUCACCGGGGCCAGCAAAUUCCGCUGUAAGGGCUGUAGUGCAGCUUAUGACACGUUGGUGGAGCUGACCGUCCACAUGAACGACACAGGCCACUACCGGGAUGACAACCAGGAUAAAACAGGCAGUGGUUCAAAGCGCUGGUCCAAGCCACGUAAGAGGUCCCUGCUGGAGAUGGAAGGAAAAGAGGAUGCCCAGAAGGUUUUGAAAUGUAUGUAUUGCGGCCAUUCUUUUGAAUCACUGCAGGACCUCAGUGUCCAUAUGAUUAAGACCAAACACUACCAGAAAGUGCCUCUGAAGGAGCCAAUGGCCCCAGUGGCAGCCAAAGUCAUGUCCUCUAAGAAAAGAGGACUGGUGGGGUUGGACCUCACCUCAUCACGAUCGAGAGAAGGAACCCCCAAAGCAAAAGCAGAUCAGAGUGAACCCUCACAGAAACCUUCCUCCAGCCCUUACACUAACUCUAAUACCCGAUACAGCCACCAGAACGGUGCCAGCUAUUCUUGGCAGUUUGAGUCUAAUAAACUUCAGAUCCUCAAGUGCAUGGAGUGUGGAAGCUCCUAUAAUACACUCCAAGAGCUGAGGACCCACAUGAUGGUGACGGGACACUACCUGAGGGUGUCCAGCUCGGUGGGUAAGAGAAUUAAAGCAGUUCCCGAGGCAACGUCCCCUAGUCCUGGGAGGGUCAGCACACCUACUGAUCAAAAAGUCCAAUCUGUUCCACUUGCACCCUCCACCUUUUCUCCUCCACCUCUUCCAACCAACACAACUCCCUCCCCUCCUCUGAAAGAGAUCAAGAAGGAGGAGGUCGAGGAGGAGUGCACCACGCAAGAGACCGGUGCAACCGAAAAGCAAGUCAUGACCGCUGUUGGUAAAGAGGAAGACACCGAGGGAGAGGAAAAAUAUGACAUUUCCAAGUAUAAUUACCUUACAGAGGAUGAUCUGAAGGAGAGCCCUAAAGGAGGGAUCGAUAUCCUAAAAUCACUGGAAAACACAGUGACUUCAGCCAUCAAUAAGGCACAGAGUGGGAAUCCAAGCUGGGGAGGCUACCCUAGCAUCCAUGCAGCCUACCAGUUCCCCAGUUCCCUCAAGCUCCAACAGGGCAGCAUGGAAAAGAAUUCACAGAUGAAGUUCUUGUUCAACGGAGGGGAUGGGACUUUGUCUUCUUAUGCUAAAAACCAGCCUCUCAUCUCCCCACCACUGAGUCAUUCUUCCCCCUUUCCCACUAACAACUUUCAAGCAAUGGAAGACUUGGUGAAAAAGGUGACAGAGAAGGUAGCAAAGGUGGAGCAAAGGGUAAAGCAGUUGUCUCCAAAGAGAGAGAACCAGCUGUCCCCUUGUAGCAGUGAGGCUGGAGAAUCACACAAGGGAGGAGAGGCUGACUCCCCUCGGGAAUGGAGGGGAGUUACUUCAGCCAAUAGUGACAAGGGGAGCCAUAGUGACAGGGCAUCCCCAGCAACAGAACCCAAGAGAAACUCUGCAGUCAAAUCUCCAGUUGCUUCCACACUGAGAUGCAGCACCGCCAUUAUCACUGGUCACACUCCUCCCGAACAGCCCUUUGUCAACCCACUAAGUGCUCUUCAGUCCGUAAUGAACAUUCAUUUGGGGAAAGCAGCCAAACCCUCUAUGCCAAAUCAAGAUCCCCUUAGCCUGCUUUCCAGGCUCAGCCAGAGCAUGACUGAGAAGGCCGCAGUGGCUGCUUCCCCGUUACAAACCAAAAAACCAGAAAGUGUCGUUGAUAAUAGCUUUUGCCAGCCCAGUGAUGACCAGCCCAUUGACCUCACUAAAAGUAAAAAUGAUAAAGGAGGUUCUGUGGGCUCAGGCCCACUAACCCCAUCGUCCACGGCCUCUUCCGUCUCCCCCAUCUCUCUCGUUACCCCUGCAAAGCUAACAGUGGUGUCUCCCUACACUUCCAGCAGCCCUCUGCACGAGAACGCACUGUCGGAUAUCUCAGACAUGCUUAGAAACCUGACACAGUCGCACCCUGUGACAAAGCCUCCUACGCGGUCCCGUGCCACGGACAAAAUGGAGGUCGUGGGCACCACGCAUGAGGAGGACGACGCGUCCCUGCAUGGCCACAAGCGCAAGGGCCGUCACUCCAACUGGAACCCGCAGCACCUCCUUCUGCUACAGGCCCAGUUUGCCUCCAGCCUGAGACAGACUUCGGAGGGCAAGUAUAAUAUCAAUGACCUCAGCCCGCAGGAAAGAAUGCACAUAUCUCGCUUCACAGGUCUCUCAAUGACCACCAUCAGUCACUGGCUGGCUAAUGUCAAGUACCAGCUAAGGAGAACGGGCAGGACCAAGUUCCUCAAGAACCUUGACUCUGGUCAGCCUAUAUUCUUUUGCAGUGACUGUGCCUCUCAGAUCCGGACCCCAACAGCGUACGUGGGCCACCUGGAAGCCCACCUGGGCUUCAGAGUCAGGGACCUGGCCAAGCUUUCCCCCAAACAGACUGCAAGGGACACAAACACUCUCACUGAGAAAGUAGCACCCCUGGAUUCCUUCCUUUUGCCACAAUCUCCCGAUGACUGCAGCAGCAACGGAGCCGUGUUCAGCUGCCAGCUCUGUGUCCGUAAGUUCGCCACGAAGCACGCCAUCAAGCUUCACCUCAGCAAGAGCCAUGGAAAGUCUCCAGAGGACCAUCUGCUCUAUGUUUGUGAACUAGAGAAACACUAAAUUACUUGUAGCACUAGACAUACUGGAACACGUAUGUAGAAUGACUGUUAAAGACAAAGAGACUUUAGAGAAUCUCCAAAAUUUGGGGUAAUACAUGAAGACACUUAACUACUGCUUAAAAAGGUUCGCACAAUGUGUUAACCUAAGUUUGGCCUACAAACAUUUCUAAUUUCUCCCUAUUUCAAUACAUUUAUUUCACUUCAAAGUAUACUGUAGCUCGAAGAUAUACGGCUUCCUUUUGUCUGCGUUCACCUUCAGAAAUGUGUCAGAACGCGAUGAAACUUUCCACUAGAAAAGAAAAGGUGUUGACUUGAAACCUAUAAAACUUAACGUAUUUAUUUUGUGUUUUGGAAGUGAGGAUUUGAUCUGCUGGUAGUCUGCAUGUUUUACACUUACAUUUGUACAGUCCUGUCUUGUCAAGAGUUAAAAAAUACCCUUCCAGAUUAGUGAUUUUUAACAUCUUAAAGCAGCCAAAUUCCUGGGAAAGCUCCUUAAAAGAAUCUGCCCCAACCGCCGAAGUUCAUCGCUUUUUGUUUAUUGUUAUCAAUUAUCUUUGCUGAUUGUAAAAUCUGCCUUAUUCAUCAUCACUGAGUAAGGGGCACUUAAAAUCCAGGUCUGUAUAAAAAUGUACAUAUAUUGUGUAAACUUACAAUUCGCUGUUUAAAUUAUGCAUACUUGUUAUAUUUCCUAAUUUAAGAGGACUAUGACUAUCCACUGGUGCAGAGCCUUUGAAGAAGAUUAAAAGGACACUGUUUUGCACAAUAGUUUUAUAAAUGUUAUUUGAUAUAAAAAAAAGACACAAUACAGAUAUGUUGAUGCCUUGUGCUUCUAUGAUUAAACUGAAUUAACUGCUAAAAA